Molecule: messenger RNA, 702 nt
Organism: Plasmopara halstedii
Lineage: Eukaryota; Oomycota; Peronosporomycetes; Peronosporales; Peronosporaceae
Exons: 8
Coding region: 1-702 (233 amino acids)
Biological process (GO): peroxisome fission
Cellular component (GO): peroxisomal membrane
Source: RefSeq, a predicted model, not a curated record
AUGAAGACGAACAAGAUACCACCGCUGCUAGAUGUGGAUAAGUUUGCGCGUUUUAGCAGUCGAACAAUCGAUGCAGAUAAAUUUUACAAGACGAUUGGAUAUGGACUUGGUGCUGUGGGUCACUUGAUGGCGCAUACGAUGCAGAAGGAAACUGAGACGUCAAAAGGAUUUCAAGCGAUUGCCUCCAACAUUUCGAUGGCUCGUUAUGUCAUCCGUUUCACUGGUGGAGUUGAAUCAUUCGCAGCAUGGAAAAACGACUCGUGGUGUUAUGGUGACGACAGUGAACACAUUAAACAAGUUGUACGUCUUCAGGCGCUGUCGAUGAUCAUCUACUACCCACUGGAGCACAUCUCGUACAUUGGAUUUGUCGCACCAAAAUUGUUAGACAUUGAUGCUAUGAAGGUAUCGCGACAAUCAUGUCAAGCGUGGGGGAUCUAUAUAAUUCUUGAUGUCUAUGCCAAUGCUAUCCGGUUCUUGACAUUAACUAGCAAGGAGAAGCAAAUUAAGGAACAAAUGGAUCUCUCAGACGAGGAGCGAGCAACUUUGCUUACCAGCAUUCAACUUCGCCGCCGUGAACUCUAUUACGUGCAGCUUCGUAAUUUUUUAUUCGCUGGGCCAUGCUUUCAUUGGUCGUUCCAAAAGAGCUUUUUACCAGAGCAUUUGAUAUACUUCGAUAUGAUCAGAAUCGAUGUAGCUAUGUAA